CACCCUUAAAACAUAAAUGGCACUAUACAAAAAAUGCUAUUUUUUAGUUAAGUAUAGUGUCAAAAUGCGUAAGACGAAACGCGCCUAAUGCAAAGACUCCUGUAUCUCUAAUGUGCUUAAUUUUCGCUAGAUGUUACUAGUGUCACUUAUGAAUUUGUAACAACUUGUACGGUCGGUAACUAAUAAACCGGCACUAUGCCAGAUCGCGACAAGUCACCGGAGGGAUCCCUUGUCGAGGUGAGUAAAAAACUGGCACAUUGUGUUCAGUGUCACUUAUUAAAUAAAUAUACUUUCGAAUAUUUACAGUGAGUAAGUGCAUAAGUGGCAGUUUGAGUUUAACGUCAGUUAUUUAAUAACUUUAAUUAGGAUUUUGUUUUCUGUCUUCUACAAGUCAAAGAUAAAUUGUUUGAAUUUUACCAUCUCUGAGCUUGCUAGACAUAAUACUGAAUGUGUUUUCUGGGACGAACUGCAAGGUAACCGUGGAGCAAAUGAAAUAGGCUGUUGUGUCUUGAAAUACUUGCGAAGAAAUCUUCUUUAGCUGACGAAGACUUAGAUUUGUUUUCUAUUCAGAUAACUGCUGCGGCCAGCAGAAAAAUCAAUUCAUCAUCGGUAUGUACAUCUUGCAUAGUACAUACCGAUGAUGUGCACUUAACUGAAAAGUAGCAUCUAUAACACAUAAGUUUUAAAUCCGUGGACACACACAGAACGAAGGAGAUGCAGCACAUUCAACGAUUGAGCUACAAAUAAAAAUAAUACUUAAAUCUGGACCCAUUUAUGUGCCUUCCCAGUACGUAACCGACAUCAGAAGUGCAAAAAAACAUGGCACACCAUUCAAAGUAAACGAAAUGGCUUAUAACGAUUUCAUUGACAUCAAACAACUGCCCGUUCCUAGACUGAACAAAAGCGUUGAAAGUGAGCUUGUAAAGGUGUCUGAUAUAAAAGUCAUCAAAGUGGUGAAAGUUGAAGAUAAUAAGGUAAAGUUUUGUUACAAAACAUCCUACGUUGAUGAUUUCAAAGAACUUAACCUGGGAUCUAAAAAAGCCAGUGCAAGGAACCAGAGGACUGAAGAAUUGCAACAUCUGUAUAACCAAAAGUUAGAUUUAUCCGAAAGAAAGAAGAGUGACGUGAAAAGCCUUCUAGAUGCUGUUUUGAUACCCAACUUUUACAAUUCCUACUUUGACAGAGUUUUGAACUAGGUGGGUAGUGUCCACCCUUUAAAAAUGUAGUUGAUUAAUUAUUAUUUGUAAGAAGAGGUUUUUGAUAGGUGUUUUUUUGUGAUCUAUUUUACGGAUUUUUGUGCGGAAAUGUUUUUAAGUUACUGUCACUUUAUUCAUAUUUUUCUCGGUUCUAGAACUU
Bombyx mandarina (wild silkworm) is the source of this 1356-nucleotide messenger RNA. RefSeq lists its product as uncharacterized. NCBI's taxonomy places the organism in Eukaryota, Metazoa, Arthropoda, Insecta, Lepidoptera, Bombycidae. The record is from RefSeq and is a predicted model, not a curated record.